AAAUUAGAAGAACAGCACAUAUUGACUUUGACAUGUUGGUAGAAUAGGAAGAAAGUUUGAAUACUUUAUCAAUAGAACCACUUCCAUUAUAUGGAACACUUUUUCUGCAAAUUUUAUGGUUUACAAGUCUUAAUUCAAACGACUUGGCUAAUUUAUUUAUCACUUGAGACAAAUUUGAAAUUGACUAUGUGAUACCGUGUAAUACUGAUGUGAAAUGAUUACGACCAUUUUCAAUUUUCUUUUCCAAUACGUUAUGUGUAUUAUAAGUCCAUUGACCCAUAUGGCACAAAUGAAGAUAUAAGCUAGAACCACCAUUUGUUAUAAAUCAACGCAUAGGGGUUUGCAAAAUAAAAUGGAGAUUAUGUUUUCUCUUGUCAUGUUUGCUCUCCUCUUUUCCACGACUAAAUCAGGAGUAACUCAUUCAAACAACGGCGUUUUGGAAGAAGUUAGGGUUGGAUUGGUGGUGGACUUGGGUUCCGUAGAAGGCAAGAUUCUCAAAACUUAUUUUACCUUAGCGCUCUCAGAUUUCUAUCACAUAAACAGUGGCUAUCGAACAAGAGUCUCUGUUUUAGCAAGAGACUCUCGAGGAGACCCUCUCCUUGCCCUUGUUGCGGCUAGAAAGCUUCUCAAAAAAGCAAGAGUGGAAGCCAUUGUUGGUGGAAAAUCAUUACAAGAAGCAAAGCUUUUAGCGGCGCUUAGCGAUAAAACUAAACUUGUCGUGAUAUCUCCUUUCUUGCCGUAUACGUUAUGUUUGAACAAGUACAGUCACUUGAUCCAGUGGACGCAUGAUACGGCAUCAGAGGCAAAAGGAAUUGCGAGUCUCGUGCACGAUAUCGCUUGCAUUCUAGCAAAUGUAGUAGAGAAGAGAAGUCUAAGAGCUACAGCAACACGUAGUGGUACUGCUGAUGAAGCCUCUUGGAAUGUGUCAGAUCUUGUAACGCUAAUCAAACAUAGUAGAAGAUUCAAUGGUGACAGCCAAAUCAACAAAGAGACAUUAGAAAUCGCUAAUAUUGUAGGGAGAAAAGAGAGAAGGAUAGGAUUAUGGAGGCCUGGUGGAUCUAACAAAGUCCCACCAAGCCACCGUUUCUUGGAAGAGAGUGGUGAAAAGAAGAAGUUGCUCAGGGUGUUAGUUCCCUCAGGAAAUAGGGUCCCAAAUCUAGUGAGGGUGAGUCCUGAUCCUGAAACUGAUGUUGUUACUGUCACUGGAUUAUGCAUGGAGAUUUUCAAGACUUGCAUGGAUCCUCUUAAGUACGAGCUGGAGUUCAUACCUUAUAAUGGAAGCUAUGACAAUCUUGCUUAUCAACUCUAUACUCAGAGAGACAAAUAUGAUGCAGCUGCUGGUGAUUUAACAAUCACUUCCAACAGAUCUUCAUAUGUUGAAUUUACAUUGCCUUUCACAGACAUUGGUAUAGGUGCCCUGACACUGAAGAAGAAGAAACAUGGCAUAUGGGCCUUCUUUGACCCUUUUGAGAAACCCUUGUGGCUAGCAAGUGGAGCUUUCUUCAUCUUGACUGGGAUUGUUGUCUGGUUGGUUGAACGGCCCGUUAACCCGGAGUUCCAGGGAUCUUGGAAACAACAACUUGGUACAAUGCUAUGGUUUGGAUUCUCUACCAUUGUAUUUGCUCACAGAGAGAAGCUGCAAAAAAUGUCAUCAAGAUUCUUAGUGAUAGUUUGGAUGUUUGUUGUGUUGAUAUUAACUGCAAGUUACAGCGCCAACUUGACAUCAACCAAGACCAUUUCUCGCAUACAAUUAGAUAAUCCCCUGAGUUUUGGUCCUUCCAUGAUGAAGAUUAGCAACUCCGUAAAUGCGAUUGAGGCCUACGCUCAGGUUUUGCGAGAUGGAACUCUCAGUCAUGUAGUCGAUGAAAUACCGUAUCUCAAUAUUCUUCUAGGACAGUAUCCAGACGUUUUCGCAAUGACAGAUAGAGAGGCUAUUACCAAUGGCUUUGGCUUCAUGUUUCAAAAAGGUUCGGGGUUGGCUCCUAAAGUGUCACGAGAAAUAGCGAAGCUAAGGACAUCGGGAACGUUGAAAGACAUGGAGAAAAGAUGGUUCCAAAAAAUGGAUUCAUUCUAUGUAAAUUCCAACGACAAUGAUGAUGACGACGACGGAUCUAACCGCUUCACCUUCGGUGAGUUGGGCGGUUUGUUCAUCAUUGCGGGAGCUGCUCAUGCUCUUGUGCUAAUCAUGCAUCUCUUUCAGACACGUCGUGAGAUUUACCGUGUUUUGUGCGAAUCUCGACUGUUCACUAAGCUGAAAAGCUCUGCCAGUCUCUGGAGAUGCUAAAAAAGUUCAUCAUAUAUCUUUUCCACUUUAAAAAAUCAUAUAACCACUAUACUAGACUAUUAUUAUUAUUUUUGUCAUACUAACACAUUUUUGGGAAAUUUGUUAAAUUUUAUAUAAUAAAACAGUCAGAUCAACACAACAAAACAACAAAAGAAAAUACCA
Molecule: messenger RNA, 2446 nt
Organism: Brassica napus (rape)
Lineage: Eukaryota; Viridiplantae; Streptophyta; Magnoliopsida; Brassicales; Brassicaceae
Product: glutamate receptor 1.1-like
Exons: 5
Coding region: 353-2284 (643 amino acids)
Cellular component (GO): plasma membrane
Molecular function (GO): signaling receptor activity; ligand-gated monoatomic ion channel activity
Source: RefSeq, a predicted model, not a curated record